This is a messenger RNA of Aspergillus alliaceus, 1107 nucleotides long. Its product is annotated as Zn(II)2Cys6 transcription factor domain-containing protein. Gene Ontology annotation, molecular function: zinc ion binding; DNA-binding transcription factor activity, RNA polymerase II-specific. NCBI's taxonomy places the organism in Eukaryota, Fungi, Ascomycota, Eurotiomycetes, Eurotiales, Aspergillaceae. Bases 95 to 949 code for a protein of 284 amino acids. Gene Ontology annotation, biological process: regulation of DNA-templated transcription. The transcript is spliced from 4 exons. Gene Ontology annotation, cellular component: nucleus. The record is from RefSeq and is a predicted model, not a curated record.
CUCGAGUCAAGACUGUCAAGUCCACCCUCUCCUUCUCUCACUCACUCUGUAUUAUCAACCCGUAAUUAAAUAGACAGAAAAAGAUCAAGGUGAAAUGGCGCCCUCGACCAAAGUCGCAAAAGCGUCGCGCAUUACUAUCGCUUGCAACGCCUGUCGUUCCCGGAAGCAAAAGUGUAGCGGCAAAAAACCAGUGUGUACACAAUGCCUCCAGCACAAUCGGAUAUGCGACUGGCCCGAACAACUUAAACGUGGUCCCGCAAAGGGCUACAUAGAAUCCUUAGAGCAUCGUCUACAUGAGACAGAAAAUGUGUUGCUUCAAGUGCUGUCCCGGAUUUCAGACACCCAUCUGUCCGCCAGUAUAGCUCAAAAUAAACAACAUAGAUCCAGAAGCAGGACUGGGGACUUAUUGUACUCCCCAUUCCCCCGAUUGGGGAAACAAGGCACAGAGUACUGGAAAAAAUUCCCUCUCAAUAACGCUCAUGAUAUCCGGGAAUGGCAAUAUGAUUGCUUAAGUUACAGGGGAUCUGACCCACUCAAUCAGAGUCUCGGCCCAUCAACGCCUAGCAUUUCUGAUAACGUCAGUCCCCAAUCACCAGGAACGGAGCUUACCGCGGGAACGAUGCUUGGAUCUCAUGAUCAACACGAGACGCCCAAGUACUUACCUUCGGACAUAUCUCUCACUGGCAUGCAUACAAACCGGCGAGGGAAUAGUGUAUCAUUAUCUCCGAAGUCUACAAGUCCAUUGACUCGCAACGUCAGAAUAAGAGUCAGAGAACAACCAUUAGAAAGGACAGUUCGGUCAAUCCAAAGUGUUACCGAACCUGGAGUGACAGGCUAUACGACGCAGGUUCAACCAGAUACCCCAGAGGGACCCAGUAGCAUACCUCAGGAACCCAAUUUCUGGAGUGGGGCGCCUCCUAUCAACUUCCAGCAACAGUUUCUCUGGUAACGGAGAAACUGGGCGUACGAUUUCUGCACCAAAACUGAGUAAGAACGUUCGUCAAGUCUACACUAUAGCUGAUCGAAUCCGUCAUCUAUUAGACUUGAUACAAAUGGUCCAUUCACAUGCAUAAUAAUUAGAUCUAUGGGCCGUACAUUCAGGUUGGU